CGACACGUGAUCCGCUUGCCACAAUCCAGAAUGGCGGAAUCCGUCAGUGAGUGGAUCUGCUGCUGGCGCGCUCUCCAACGGGAAUAAAGUCCGGUGCGGUGCGUCCGAUCGCGGCGGAGCUGCGGAGAGUUCGACCAUUGAGGAAAAAGAAACCGACACAGAGUUGGAUUACGACCAGAGGGGGCGCUGUGAGCAUCUGAGAAUCUCUCUUUCCCUGUCCCAUGUCUCUCUUGACCUGUCUGUCCAGUCAACAGUGGAUGGUGACCAGCCAACAAACCCCAGAGGAGCCGUGAGGCACUUCUCAAAUCCUCAUCUGCCAGGACACACUCCAAUAAUUGUCUGGCCAGCAGAAAGAGCUGCCGACACGAUGAGUUCCCACAGCCGCCCAGAUGGACUUCCUAGUAAAGAGCAGCCUCUGGAGCUUCUGAAGCCAUCUGGAGUCAACCACAUUCCUCCUGUUGAUGUGAGUGCGGCUCUGCCACUGCAAGAGCCCCCCUCUGCCAUCCCCAUGGACCUGCGCGUGGAUCACCAGUUCGCUCUGACCCCGACAGACCCGGCUCAACGUGAGCAGCAGCUACAGCAGGAAUUGCUCGCACUUAAGCAGAAGCAGCAGAUCCAGAGGCAGCUUCUCAUCGCGGAGUUUCAGCGGCAACACGAGCAGCUCUCGCGCCAGCACGAAGCGCAGCUGCAGGAGCAUGUCAAGCAUCAGCAGGAUCUUCUGGCCCUGAAGCAUCAGCAGGAGCUUAUGGAGCACCAGCGAAAGUUGGAGAGACAUCGUCAGGAACAAGAGCUGGAGAAACAACAGCGGGAACAGAAGCUUCAACUACUCAAGAACAAAGAACGUGGCCAAGAGAAACACUCUGGGCUGUCAUUAAAGGGUUCAACUUUCAACGUACCGAGUCAUGUGACAAAACUUUGGGAGAAACGGCAACAAACUACAUCUGGCGCUGUGGCGAGCACUGAGGUGAAGAUGAGGUUGCAGGAGUUUGUCCUGAAUAAGAAGAAAGCACUGGCCCAGAGGAGCCUCAACCACUGCCUGCCUAAUGACCCACGCUACUGGUAUGGGAAAACCCAGCAUAGUUCACUGGACCAGAGCUCGCCACCUCAAACAGGGAUUCCCACUUACAACCACCCGGUGUUGGGAAUGUACGACCCCAAAGAUGACUUCCCGCUACGCAAGACCGCUUCUGAGCCCAACCUGAAGCUGCGUUCCAGACUAAAGCAGAAAGUGACAGAGCGCAGGAGUAGCCCACUGCUGCGGAGGAAGGACGGGCCCAUCACCACUGCUAAGAAACGCUCUCUUGACAUGGCAGAAUCUGCAUGCAGCAGUGCUCCUGGUUCAGGCCCCAGUUCACCCAACAACAGUUCAAACAACAUUACCAAUGAGAACGGAAUCACCGGAUCCAUCUCCAACAGUCCAGUUGAGCCAUCGUUGGCACACAGACUGACUGGCAGAGAGGGACCUGUUAGCCAGCUGUCACUGUACACGUCACCCUCCCUCCCCAACAUCACCCUGGGUCUUCCAGCGACCGGCCCCUCCAGCGUUGCAUCUUGCCAGCAGGAUAGUGACAGAAGGGCAGUGCCAGGAAUACCCAGAGCCACUCCAUUCAUGCCCGGGGCCCAUCUGCCAUCUUACCUGGCUGCCUCCACCUUAGAGCGGGAGGGCGGCUCGGCUCAUAACUCUCUCCUGCAGCAUAUGGUGCUUCUGGAGCAGUCAGCAGCGCAGAACUCGAUGAUCGCAGGUCUGGGGGGUGUGCCCCUGCAAUCUCAUCCUAUCCACAAGCUCCGGCAGCAUCGUCCCCUGGGACGCACACAGUCGGCCCCACUGCCUCAAAACGCCCAGGCGCUACAACAGCUGGUGGUUCAACAGCAGCACCAGCAGUUCCUCGAGAAACACAAGCAACAGUUCCAACAGCAGCAACUGCACAUCAGCAAGAUGAUGGCGAAGCCAAGUGAGCCAGGCCGACAGCACGAGAGCCACCCGGAGGAGACGGAAGAGGAACUGCGGGAGCACCAGGGGCUAGCCGAUUCCAUGGAGGGUCUUCCUCAUGGCGUCACCAUUAAACAGGAACCUCUAGAUGAACAGGAUGAAGAGUUCCAGCAGAGAGAGAGACAGGCAGAGGAAGAGCUGCUCUUCAGACAGCAAGCUCUCCUGUUGGAGCAACAGAGGAUUCAUCAGCUGAAGAACUAUCAGGCAUCUAUGGAGGCGGCCGGGCUGUCAGUGACAUUCCCCGGCCAUCGUCCCCUAUCCAGAGCACAGUCCUCUCCGGCUUCAGCCACAUUUCCCAUCGUAGUGCAGGAACCUCCGGCUAAACCACGCUUCACCACCGGUCUGGUGUACGACACGUUAAUGCAGAAGCACCAGUGUAUGUGUGGAAACAGUAACAUACACCCAGAACACGCUGGCCGCAUUCAGAGCAUCUGGUCACGAUUGCAGGAAACGGGACUGCGCGGCCAGUGCGAGUGUAUUCGGGGCCGGAAAGCAACUCUGGAGGAGUUACAGACCAUUCACUCUGAAGCUCAUGUGCUGCUUUAUGGCACCAACCCACUCCGACAAAAGCUUGACAGCUCGGUGACACCCAUGUUCGUGAGACUCCCGUGCGGAGGAAUCGGGGUUGACAGUGACACGAUCUGGAAUGAAGUUCACUCGUCCAGUGCUGCUCGUCUGGCUGUGGGAUCUGUGGUGGAUCUGGUCUUUAAGGUGGCAUCGGGAGAACUGAGGAACGGCUUUGCUGUAGUACGGCCUCCGGGACACCAUGCUGAGGAGAGCACACCGAUGGGAUUUUGCUAUUUCAACUCUGUCGCCAUUGCAGCCAAACUCCUGCAACAGAGACUCAAUGUCAGUAAGAUUCUGAUUGUAGACUGGGAUGUUCACCAUGGAAACGGGACUCAACAGGCCUUCUACAACAACCCCAAUGUCCUGUAUGUGUCUCUCCAUCGCUAUGAUGAUGGGAACUUCUUCCCUGGCAGCGGUGCCCCUGAUGAGGUGGGCAUCGGUCCAGGUGUGGGAUUUAAUGUGAACAUGGCUUUCACCGGAGGUCUGGAGCCACCCAUGGGGGAUGCAGAGUACCUGGCAGCAUUCAGAACGGUGGUCAUGCCAAUUGCCAACGAGUUUGCUCCAGACGUUGUGCUGGUUUCUUCUGGUUUUGAUGCUGUGGAGGGGCAUCCAUCACCUCUGGGAGGAUACAAACUAACGGCCAAAUGUUUUGGCUACUUGACCAAGCAGCUGAUGGGACUGGCCGGUGGCCGGCUGGUGCUCGCCCUGGAGGGGGGUCAUGACCUCACAGCCAUUUGCGAUGCCUCUGAAGCAUGUGUUUCUGCUUUGCUUGGAAACGAGUUGGAACCUCUCCCUGAAGAAGUGCUGCAACAGAGGCCAAACCCCAAUGCCGUUCACUCCAUGGAGAAAGUUCUGGAAGUCCAUAGUAAAUACUGGCACUCGCUGCAACGAUCUGCCUCGACUCUGGGCUACUCUCUGCUGGAGGCUCAGAGGUGUGAAACUGAAGAAGCAGAGACUGUGACCGCCAUGGCCUCCCUGUCUGUGGCCAACAAGCACAUGGGAAUGAGGACAGAGGAGGAGCCCAUGGAAGAGGAACCUCCACUGUAGAAGGUCCGUUUAACUGCCUUGGUGACCCUCGUGGCUCAGAGCUUCUUGAAGGCCUCUGUCCUCACUCUGCUCUCUCCACCCGUUUCAUUUUUUGUCCCGCCUCUGCCUGGUAGGGCAAGAGGUGCGCACUUUGAGCACGGGACUCGAAACGGCCUGAAGAAACCUCCAUGAUACCCAGAGUGCAACAGUCUAAAACGUCUCGGCUGUGUUAGUCAGUCUGUGUCCGUGGCAGAACGUCCAGGAUUCUGUACCUGGUCUGUCCACAGGGACGUUUACUUUUGAGCAGGACAUAGGCUCAUGUUCCAUUGUUAGAUGUGAGAGCUGGUGCUUUCAACACAAACUUCUGUUUCCUUUCUUUCCAGAGCCACUAAAGUCCAUAUGACUGACUUUGGCUGUGAGCCUCAUUGCGGCCGUGCCCUUGUUGUUUUUAUUCGUUGUCUUGUUUGUCUUUUCUUGAGGAAAAAAGGGACUCAUUCCAUUUGUCAUCCAAGUUACUGCUAAACUCUUCUGACAUUGUUGACGAGAGACCCACGAGGGUGGAAGGUGAGAUCUGAGAUUGGGAGAGAGUGAAGAAUUGGGAACCCUACAGAGAGCCAUGAGAGUGGACAAUGCGAGUUUGUGCCUUUUUUGUGAUGGAUUGAGAAGAACAUUGCCUUAAACUAGUUACAGGAGGGGUUGAAGAUGUUGAGCCCCAUUCCACCUCUGUUCUUGCUUUUCAAGAGGUGGAGACACGUGAGGGUCAAUGGCUGGCCUGAAGAAUCGGAAUAAAACCCUCAGCAUGUUUACCAGGAACUCCCUGCAGACAUUGUCACGUUUCAUAUCCAUUAUGAACCUUUUUACUGUUUUCUGUUCUGUCAUUUUACUGUGCUUGUGUUGUACAUUACAUAACAACUAAACUUGUAAGGUAGUUGCCAGCUAUCCAAGAGCAAACAUCAUUGGAGCUCUUUGCAAUUGUAUUUUCCAGUGCUUUACAAGGCAAGCCAAUGUGUAGCGAUUUAUUUGAACUCUAAUGACCAAAUAAGCACCUCCUCCUCGUCCUCCUCUUCGAAAGGGUUGACCAGCAUGCACCGUUACGGAACAGCUUUCCAUCUGCCAAGUUUGAAUUCAAGUGUGGUAAAUUCACAGCAACUAUUUUGAAGCAUGAAUUUGCUGUUGAAACAGUAGUUCUUUGCCACUAGCUGUAAGAAUUAAGUAUAGGGCUGCAAUGAUGAUUUGUCAUACAAAAAAACACAAUUUGUGGUUUAAAAGAAACUAUUUAUAUUUUUCCUUCUCUCAACACAUUGUUAUUUUAUAGCUAUAAAUGUCUAGUAUUGAGAUUCCUUUACAGCUAAUCAAGGGCAGUAUCGUAUCACUACUAUUAUUCUACUCAGCAGAUGGUCAGUUUUAUUGACAUCUUUGAAACAAGAGGAAAAGGGCUGGUUAUGAUUUUAAAUGUACCAUUUCGCCUUCAGAUGUGCCACCUGGUGAGAUUUAGGGCUGGUGUAAAGCGAAACGUUUCCUGCCGAUUGGUCUGUCCAAGGGCAUCGCUACACAACGUAAUGGGCCUUUCACUAUAGGGGCAGGUGCUACUACUCAACCCAGGAAGUAGCGAGACCACCAGCUUCCACUCAGAAAACAAUCGUAAAAACACCUCUGAGACAACUGUGAUUCUCAGACAAUCUGCAUGGUAUUAUUUUGAUGUAGUUUUGGAGCUGCACCUCUGACCUAAAGGGGGCAGUGUACCAGUGCUUCUAAACAGCACAUAGAACUGUGUGUAUAUAUACGCAAUUAUGCAUGCUGACAGUAGAUUGUUUGGCUUGACUUUGAUUGUACAUUUAACAUUUGGAUUCUGGACUGAUUAAGAGGUAAUUAUUUUGUUUGACGACCCUGACUCAUGUUUAGCCUCUUGGCAACUACCUUUGGCAUUCUUUUUCGUGUGUAUCAUGUACGUUAAAUAUGAGACACAUUAAGGAAAGGGAUUUGAUUCACUGUUCCUUGACUUCAUUUUUAUAUAUACCUGUCACGUAUGACUACUCCACUUUGGGUUUUCGCCCAUUUUUUUGUCUGUUUUUCUUUGUUUUGUUAUUUUUUUCUGGCCUUGUGACCUUGUUUGUCUUGUUUUUGUUUUUUGUGUUUUUAUUUGUCAUUCUUUAUAUAGUUGACAAUGUGUUUUACAUGCUUAAGAUUUGUGUUUUUUAUAUAUAUAUAGAGAGAGAGAGAGAGAGAGAGAGUAACAGCCUUUUUUAAACAUUCUUAAAAAAUAUUUUUAUUUGUUUUAUCUUUUAACUGUUUUUAUUUGUAGACGUGGGAUGGUUUUACUUGUAUAAUGAUUCCAACAUUUGUGUAUUUACUGCGUUCUGUUCAUAGUAGAUUUAUAUUACAAAGAUCUAUAGAUAUAUUAUAUAUUAUAAAGAUUGCAGACUCGAAUGAGAAAAUUUGUAUUGCAAAGUGAUAUAUCAGUAUGUGGUACUGAUUCUGAAGGCACUGUUUAAAGCUGCUGUUGGUUUCAUUCAUUCACAGUAGCAUUAUUCUGGCACCGCAACCGCUUAAUCAAAAGCAUUUUGCUCAUCAUGAUUCCAGCUUUAUUCUGACAGAGCUCUUACUCUAAUACAAAAAUCGCCCUGAAUAUAUUAUGGACUGACACUUUAAAUUUGAUGCAGAGUGAAUGUGGUUAGACCAAGUAGAUUAGAUGCUGACAUCACAAUGAUCUUUGUUUGGUCAAUGUAAAAUGGAUUUCGAUUGUUGUAUUCUUCCCUUCAGAAUUUUAAAUAUGUUUGAAUUACUUAAGUUAGCAUUGGGGUGAAUCUCAACAAAUCUGUUAAGAACAUGUCUGGGUCAUAUUUCCUCCCCAAAAUCAGAAGAAAUGAUAUUUUGCUUUUAAGAUAUUUUACAUCGUGACAUUAUUUUCAUGAAAAUUAAGCCUAUUCCCCCAACUUCCUACCUGGUUUCAUGACAAAUUGUAAUAAUAGUAUGAGAUGGCGUAAUCAUACGAAUUGUCUUGUACAAAAACGUGUUCCAAAAAAAACUUUUACUCCCAUAGAGAGAGACCAAGAUUUUGUACCAUGGAAGAAAGAGAAACAUUUUGGGUUUUAAACGAGCAUUCUUAUACUUUUUCCUAAGUUUUGUAUUAAUUUGAAAUUUGUUUGUUGAUUGGUUGGUCUCUAUGGGAAUAAAAGUUUUCGUACGAACCAAGUUGUACAAAUUAUUACAAGAGGCCAUGAGACUGUUGCCAAAUUCUCAUUACUGUAAUGCAUAAAAUAUCACGUUAUCAUUACUGUAAUGUGAAAUUUUUUUAUUUAGACUGUUAAGUAUUUAUAAAUAAUGGUAGUAUUUGUUUUUCUAUUUUAAUUUAUGAUGCAUAUCACACUUGAAUAAAUGGGAAUUAAAAAAAAAAGCUCUAAAGAAAAAUGUCUAGAUGCAUCACAGUAAUGAGAAUUAGGUGUGAAAUGUGCUUAAUUGUCAUGAAAAUUAUGGGCCCUAUUUUAAGAGCGAUAGCACAGCGUUAUGUGAUAAAUCAUAAGCGCAAGUAUGCGCUAAGUCUAGGCGCAAGUGGGUUUGAUGGAAUUGCGCACGCAAAGCACUAAUGGGCUGGGUCAAGUACAAUUUAAUACUGAGGUUCUUCUCCUGUUAUUGCACUGUCUGCGUCCCAUUAUAUAGUCUAUUCCCUGUCAAGCAGCAGUGAUAUAAACAAAGACAGCACAUUCAUAAGAAGCUGGUUGUGUAAAUGGACUGUAAGCAAUGAGUUAGAAGAAUAGAAAUAUGGACUUAAUUUCUUUUGUGCAUUUACUUCGUCCAUAUUGAAUGUCAGGCAUAUUUAUAUGACAGUAACAUGCUCCUUUUAUGCUCAUGGAAAAUCUGGUUCUCAUCAGGAUUUGGAUGUUGUUUCCUUGAAAUUUUAGAGAAUUUUACUAUUUUUAAUCAUAUUGAUUUAUUGACACAAAUCAUGGCUAGAAUUAAAGGAGCAAUAUGUAACAUUGACAUUAAAAUGGGUACUGCAAUCCAAAUUAUUGGAAAAUAUUGGAGAGAGUUGUCUCCUCCACCCCCUCCUCCCCAGACUCGAAGCUCACGUGGGUUGCCAAAUUGAGGACACGCAACAGGAACGAGCAAACUGACAAUGGCAAGCAACGAGCCUUACACUGUAAGUUGAUCAGCUAAUGUAUACGUUUGCAAUGUUUUUAUUGUUUGCAAAUUAUAAACCAGCUCAUGUGGAUUUUUUAUAACUCUGUUAAUGUUAGCUAGAUGUAUUGCUGCAGCAUGCUGUUUUUGCCCACUAACUUAUUUCAAAUCUGGCAACCCGGGUGUCGAAAUACUAUUUGGAAAUGGGUAGUGGGCGGGAUCACACAGGCCAAAACACAAACAGAAAUUCCAGCCCGGAAUGGACAUUUCAAAGUAGAAUAUAGUGGCUGUAGCAUUGUUUCUGGAGAAGAUAUUUCAAUUUAGCAUGUUUCCUAAAUCUCUGAUAACAUAUUAUGAUAAUUUUAUGCUUUAGCACAGUAAAUAUAUGAUUUUAUACGCCUUCUAGGACAGGCUGUGGAUUUCUACAUGCACUUCACUUCUACCGGUCGAUUUUGCUUUGAAUAUUACAAUUAUUUAAUGAAACAAGAAAAUCUUAAACCAAAAAUAUUUCUAAAGUAAAAUUUCAUUUCAAACUAAAUAAAAAUAUAAUUAUAAUAACCAAGUAGUCAAAAAAAAAUUGAAUAUAAUCAAAUCCCUAAAUUUUACCCUCUCUAACUUCUUCGACCAGCCUCUUUUGUAGUGACUUAAAAAUCACUCUAAGACAACAGAUGGAAAAAUAUGAAUACAAAUUAGAUCAUAAAUACAAUUGUAAAUAUAAGCAUAAUAAUAAUGUUAAUUGAAAAAUAAACGAUGACCUCUUGAAAAUAGCUGAUUGCACUUUGCUUACGAUACAUCCACUGUUUGCACACAUACACUCACAGAUAGCGCAAAUACGCUCACUUGUGCUGGCAUGAAAAUUAUGGUUAGAAUUAGCACUAUCACGAAAAUGGGAUAAGAUGUAGCGCAAGGUCAUUGUGCGUAGUGCGACAUUUAGCGCACUCAUUAAAGAAAAGCCUUAUGUCACAGUGGUCCCAAAAAUAGGCUUCUGUGUGCAAAAUAUAAUUGUAUUUAUUUAUUUUUUUCAUUCGAUCUUGUGGUGGAAAUUGACCUGGAUUUGUUGUCAUGAAAUUCACUUGUCAGUGUUUCGUUUGGGCUAAUGAUGUCAGCAGUCACUCUCUGGACUCUUCGGUUUGUUAAAUAGUUGUCUUCUUAUUCAUUUCUAGCAUGAUCUAUUUUGGGCCUUUAUGCAGCAUCAUAUCCAAACUAUGUCCAUCAAAUCUGAAUUAUUUUUUUAAGGAAGUGCAAAGGUUGACAUUUAUUGAAAGUGUCCUGGAAAUGUAAAGCAACGUUCCCAAAAAGUCUCGUAAUAACACUAAUAUUCAAACUAAUUAAAACAGCUAGUGACUAAUCAGACCAUAACUCCAAACCACUUUGCAAUAACAGUCUCAGUAACGGCACAGUCUUGUCAAAGGGACAUCAUUAUCCGGUUCAUCUGGAUAGUAAUUUACUUUCCUCUUGUUUUGUAUAAAAGAAAAUAAGCAUUCCAAUUUUUUUCCCUGUUUUAUUUUACCUAUCUGUCAUUACUGCUAAUUUGCCGUGAGGCCUGGCCUGAGCGUUGUUUAUUUGCAGGCCAGGGUGAAGUUGAUUUCAUUCUCUCUCCUUCACAGCUGUAGAUUUCUGCAUGGUUUGUGCAUCAGCAUGCCUGUCUGUCCUUGUAACAUAUUUGCACAAAAGAGGAACACAGGAGGGUUUGAGGCUUUUACAACAUUGGAGAACGCAUAGGAUGGAAGCUCUUCUGUUCCUCCUCUGAUUCUGGUCAGUAAAGCAGACAGAAUGAUGCUCUCUGUGUCCGACGGAUGUGCUUUUUACUUGUUGAAAAAAAAGAAUAAUGAAAGAAAAAGGAUUUUUGAAUAUUUUACAACAACAACAAAAUUAUCUAGCACUUGUGGCAUACGGACUAUAGACUUUAUUGUGUUUAUGUAGAGCAUUUCUUUAGGUGAACAACACACUACACUACACAUACUGUAGACUGGCCUGUGUGACUUUUUUGCUUUUGGUUUGUUUUAUUUUUCCACUCUUCCUCUAGAUGUAUUUUUGGGGCUGGAGGAAGACUAGGAAAAGCUUAGGGUUGUUCCUUUAGAACAUCUGGAAUCAUCAAAAGGCUUUUCCAGAUGCUUAACAGAUAUAUCUUUAGUUUGUCAAAAAGAACAACACUUAUCAGCCAGUAAUACCUGUGACCACUGUGGCUCGAGAAAUGCAUAUUAUUUUUGUCACUUUGUUUUACCAUUGUUACAAUAGAACUUUUCUUGGGACCUUUGCUCUGACGUUUGUCUUUGACAUCAACUAUAAAAUACCUUGUUUUUGAA
This is a messenger RNA of Myxocyprinus asiaticus (Chinese sucker), 10005 nucleotides long. Its product is annotated as histone deacetylase 4-like. Lineage: Eukaryota; Metazoa; Chordata; Actinopteri; Cypriniformes; Catostomidae. The record is from RefSeq and is a predicted model, not a curated record. Gene Ontology annotation, cellular component: histone deacetylase complex. Gene Ontology annotation, biological process: negative regulation of transcription by RNA polymerase II; chromatin organization. Gene Ontology annotation, molecular function: histone deacetylase activity. The transcript is spliced from 28 exons. Bases 368 to 3604 code for a protein of 1078 amino acids.